GAAGAACAAUGACUGAUUCCUUUCAGUUAUGUCUGAAUUAUUCCACAGAAGAGCUUUAUGUGGGGAAAAAUUGUGCAGGAAACAUAUUUUCCAGGCCAUUAAAGCUUGUUGGUGAAACCUAGCUAAUUUAGCAGGUCAUAUUUCAGGAAUAUAAUUAUAUUUCAGUAAAAAUUGAAGACCCAAUUUAUUAAAUACAUUAUCCAAUCAACUGCUCUGUUUUCAUUGGGUUAGGUCUAUGACGUUGUUCGGGUGAGAUAGUCGAAUGCGCAUGCGCAAAUUGCCAGUCAAGCGUCCGUGGAUUCGCUUGGAGAGAAAGACAAGUACGAGAUUUCUCCAUAGAAAAUAACCGAAAAUAACAGAAGCUUUGCGUUGCUAUUGGAUCGUUGCGCUGCUCCCCUUUCCAGCCCGCUGAAUCCGAUUGGAGGGCUGGGAGUUGGAAUCCCGCCCCUGCAGCUCCUCUUAGGCCACGCCUCCCUGCAGCUGGCCCAGCUCGUUACCGCUGCAUCCGCCACUUCUGCCGCCAACCCCCCCCCCCCCACCACCCUACACUCACCUCCUCUCGCCCCCUUCAUCAACCUCCUCACAGCAGCAGCGACCGUCAAUAACAUGUCCCGUCCCCUAUAUGACCCCUUAGGGGAUCAGUACUCUUCACAGGCCCAGAGAUCUGCCGCCCUGAUGGGGCAGUACGGACUCACACAAUCCCAGGCCGGAAGGGACCCUCUGGGGGCCUCCCGCCUUGGUCUGGGGUCUGGUGGUGGUGGUGGUGGUGGUGGUUCCUCCGGCCAGGGAGGCAUGAUGUCCUCGAUGGUGGCCCAGCAGAUGGGGUAUGACCCGGGGCAGAGAUCGACCGGGAUGACCCCUGAGAUGGAGACCUCCAUAGACCACCACAUCCGCGGGGCCAGAGAGGAGGUGAGGCUGCUCAGCCAGUUGAUGCAGCAGAAUAAGAAGCAGCAGGUCUCACUGGACGCCCAAGACCUUCGCCUAAGUCGUGACCCCAUGGACGAGCUCUCGUCUGGGGGAGGGCUGGGAGGUUACACCCCUGGCCGGACCUCCAGCGACCAGCAAAGUUCCAUGGACCCCUGGUCUGGCUUCCUGACCCAGUCUGCUUCCUCCAAACUCUUCUCCUCCACCCUUCCUGAGUACCAAAGCCAAACCUCUGGGUUUGGAGGUGCGGGAGUGCUGGGGUCCACCUCCAGGGGUUCCGAGGCACCCAUGAGGGCCUCGUCCGCAGCCGCUCGUCCAGCACGGUACACGUCUGAGUCCGCCAGCAGCAUCCUGGCGAGUUUCGGCUUGUCCAACGAAGACCUGGAGCUCCUCAGCCACUACCCAGACGAUCAACUGACCCCAGACAACCUGCCCUUCAUCCUCAGAGACAUCCGCAUCCGUAAGGCCAAUAGAACUAUGGAUGUGGACCCUCGGCCCAAGGUAGGCGGUGGACCUGGCCCAGGGUCCGACCACGGUGGUGGAGGACAGAGCAAAGUGAUCGAUUACGAACAUUCUCGUGCUACUAAAUACGACAGUUAUGAUGAUGGCGAUAAUAGCCAACCCGAUAAUUACAGCUCGCGCAAUCCGCUCCCGAAAGAGAAGCCAAAAUAUGACAUGGUCAGAGACUCGCUGAGCGGGUACGCCGGCCAUUCCAUGACCUCCGACCUUUCCAAGCAGCGUACCCAACAGCAGCACAUCCACAGCCCUGCGGUCCAGAGCCCCAUCCCCAUGACAGACACAGGCUCUCGCAUCGGCCUUCCUCCGCCUUCCAGCCAACCCCAGCAGACCCUCAAAACCCACGGCUCAUCCUCUAAAGCAACAUCCAAGCCCAUGAACAUCCCUGUCCGCAGCGGAGACCAAGGACUCAACCGACUCCUGGCGUCCCAGAAUCAAGGCAACGCUCGGGGCCACGCUCAGCCCCGGUCCGGCCUGGUGGUUCUUGGUGGUGGAGCUGGGGUCGGAAUUCCAGGACUCAGGGUUGGAGGUGUCCCGGUCGGGGUUCCUCCUCCCACGACACCCCCCAUUUGGCCUUCCCUAUUCCCCAUCAUGAACCCGUCAAUCCCACCUCCUGGUCAUGUCCCGGUGACAUUUCCUCCGCCCCGGAUUGGUCCGAUGCCUUCCAUGCACCAGCAGAUGAACCUACCUCCCCCGUUGAUGAUGAUGACGAAGAGGUUACCGACCCCGACCAUGAUGAGCGAUUACUCCGCAGCUUCUCCCAGAUUCUUUCCUCAUACCUGUUCUCUCUGUAACAUAGAAUGUGCCCAGCUAAAGAACUGGAUCGAGCAUCAAAACACCGGUCUCCACGUUGAGAAUUGCCGUCUACUCAGGAAAACGUAUCCCGACUGGAAAGUAGAAACUGUCGCUGUAUCAAGAAAUGAAAGCAGCCAGCUGUCCAAGCGCCGUCGGACAACACGCUCCGCCUCCCGUUCUUCAUCCUGGUCUCGCUCUCCUUCUCCUCCUCGCCCCUUCUCCUACUACACCCCUUCCUCCUCUACUCGCCGACCUCGAUCCAGGGAACGAUCCCGCGAACGUCGACACGACACCACCACCCGGCGUUCCCGGUCUCCGGGUUCACUUCGGGGCAGGGAGAGAGAACGUGACCCUCCGACCUCGUCGUCUUCCCACCGGGAUCAGGAACGUCGACCUCAGACAGCCUCUUCAUCCCGGAGGUCGCGCUCUAGGAGCUAUGAGCGGGAGAGAGCGAGGGAACGUCGGGAGACGACGAGGAGGAGCAGCCUGCCGAAGUCUAACAGUGCUGAGAGACUGGCCAAGAAACUACUGGAGUCAUCUGCUGGCCUCUCCCUGACGGAGAACACCAGUCUGGAAGUUAUGAUGCAGUCCCUCGCCCCCGCCCUCCUGGCAGAGCUCGCCAAGAAGAAGGGAGCCGCCUCCUCUUCCUCCUCGAAGGGAGGUGCCUCUCGGAAAACUGAAACGGGAAUGUCCAAGUCGGGAAGCAAGCUCGGAUCUGGAAGGUCAUCAACCAGGAAGUCGUCCUCUCCCUCCAAGUCAUCCAGCUCCACUUCUACCAAGACUAAGAAGAAACGAGGCCCAGGGACCCCAGCUCUGUUAAGACUAAAGAAUAUACCCUACACACAGCUAAUUAACAGUACCUCUCUCUCCUCUCUCUCUCUCUCUCUCUCUCUCUCUCUCUCUCCUCCUCCUCUGUCCUCUCUCUCUCCUGCUACUAAGAAGAAACGAGGCCCAGCUCUGUUAAAACUGAUGAAUAUCCCUCAGCACACAGCUCAUGAUGAGGUGAUGAAGGCCGUGGAACCCUUCGGAAAGAUCAACAACAUCAUCCUGCUCAAGUCCAUACAGCAGGCGUCAGUAAUGUUUGAGAAAGAGGAGGAUGCCAGACUGCUGGCUAGCUGUAAGACCCUGACCAUCAGAGGCCAGGUCGUUAUCAUACGGAUGGAGGAAGAGACUCUGCUGGAGGACUCAAAGGAACUGGACCGGGCCAAGAAGUCUUCUUCUGAAAGGAAAGCGACAGCAGCCCAGUCCCAGACCAGCACCACCAAGUCAACUAAAACAUCUACCAAGUCUUCAACGACCGCAACUAAACCGCAAACUGCCGGUACCAAGAACGCGCCCAAGGUGUGUGGAUCUAAUACCAAGUCCAAGGGGAAGAGUCCCCUCGGUCCUCAGCAGCCUGACAUUGCGAAUAAUAGGUUUGUGAAGAUCGAAGGUUUACCAGAAACUGGAUAUACAGAGGAAGAUGUUCUGGCUCUGGUGAAGCCUUACGGAUAUAAACCUGGACUCUACAACUGUUUCAUUCUGCCCAACCAGAGAUGGGCCAUAAUCCGUAUGGAGAGAGAACAGAAGAGCUUUGCUAUGUUGACCAACUACACAAAGUCUCCUCCUAAACUACUAGACUGUCCCCUCACCUUCACGCUGACCCGCCCUGAUACAAACCUCCUCCAGGAGGGUGUGUACACCACUCUGAAGGGCCUCACCACUACGGAUCCAACGUUGAAGGAACGUCUUCUGAUUGUCAGUAACGUCCCCGCAGGGACUGCAGCAGCCCAGGAGGUUCACGACCUUGUUGUCAACGUCGGCUCCUACCUCGACUCGCUGUCUCUGAUCAACAGGAUCUAUUUUGAGAUGGAGUCGUCGUCGGUGGCGAUGACCGUGUGUCUUCAUUUCCAGAAGUCCCCCAGUGUAGUUCAGAACAUCCCUCUGAAGUUCAACUUGCUGGACAAGGAUCAACAGGCACCGCAGCCCCCAGCCCAGAAGACAUCUGUUGUCAGCACCAAAAGGAGAAGAAGAAAACCAAUCAAAGGCAAGAAGCCUGUUGCAAAAGAUAUCACAACCCCAGUUAAACCUGUUACUCCCACUACUACCAGCACCAAUGCUACGGUCUCAUCCUCUCAGCCUGUUGCUGUGGCGACCAAGCAACCAGGAAGUGACGUCGUGGUGAUGAAUUCCGACGGAAAGGCAACGGUGGCGGAGUCUGGAGGGAAAGAGGGUGGGAUUUCCUCGCCAAAAGAUGGGAAGAAGAAGAACGCUCAUCCUCCCAAAGAGGAUGGAGGGAUGGAAACUGAGGAGGAGGCAAAAGGAAACCAGGAAGACACUGCGACCGUCGACACCGUCGUUUCCGCCUUGUUACCUACGGUUGCCGUGUCUGCUCCCGAGGAAGAGGUCGCCAUGGAAACCCAGAGCACCGACGGCGUCGCCUCGACCAAUGAGGUUGCAGCAGAACCCGAACAGGUUCUCGCUGCGGUCCCACAACAGGGCGGUGAUGUCAUUGCGUUGGCUAGUGAAACCGUGACGACUGUGGCCACAACAGAACCUCGUCUGAUCUCCGCUGUGGAGGGAGCUGAUAACGUGGCCAAUCCCGUCGACUCUGACACCGUUGCUGCCUUGGUACCGGCACAAACACCGGCUCCCGUCCCGGUAGCGUUCAAUGUUGAAGACAAACCUCAGGACUAUCCUCCGGUCACCGAGGAGAUCCUCAAGGCCCUGGAGGCAGCGGUGCACCAACACCGUAUGGGGAGACUGGCGGAGGAACAGGCUAAACAGGAACACAACCAGGGAGAGGGGAUCCAGGCCAAGCCUCUACCCAACCAGGAGAGCCCUGCAGCUGGGGAGACGGCGGAGAGAAGGACCACGGCUGAGUCAGAAGAGAAGACUGGGGAGAAAGAGACGACGAAGAAAGAGGAGCCACGACCAGAGAAGAAGUCACAGCCGGACAAGAAGACCACCGACACGAAGAAGACACCUUCAGGAUCUGGCCAACCAGACCACAAGAAUGGGAAGACCGAGGCUUCCGGAGGGAGAGGCCGGCGCCCUUCCCCAGAAAGGAGAGACUCUUCAAGGCAUAGAAGCAGCCGGGCUCCUUCCGAGGAGGAGCAGGAUCCUUCCACGUCUAGACAGGGUAACUCCUCCGGCUCCUCUUCUGGCUCCCGCAGGAGCAGCAGACCCGACGGCAGCCCCGCCAAGAAGAAGGGGAGGAAAGAAGAGGAAGAGGAGAGAACCAAGAGCCUCGGCAGUAAAACGACCCCCUCCUCUAGGAGCAGGUCUAAAGACACGUUAAAGCAAAUAGUUAGUUGCUACGCGGGAGAUGAGUUUACAUCUGACGUCAUCCCUGAUGAAGCCAACUCCUUCGAUCUGGACCAGUUCAACAUGGACCAGUUUGUUACUGUGGACGAGGUGGAAGGGGAUGAGGCUGAGAACACCGACCCACCGCAGUCAUCCUCAUCUUCGUCACACAAGACACAAGAUAAGGCCUCGGAAAGGUCAAAACGAUCGUCCAAACGCAGGAGGGGUACCCCAGAUACCCCAUCUCCGAAAUCUAGCCUGGAGCACAAGGAGACACCCACGGCCUCCUCCUCUACCCCGCCUGCUCAGAAGACUCCACGAAAAGCCGCAGCAAAAAAGGCAGCAACUAAACCUCAACCACCUGCCACCUCUGGACGCAAGACCAGGUCAUCAGCAGCUGUUGUUGUAGCAACCGAAGCCGCAGAAACCCAGGAAGCUGCCGACGACAACACCAGCAUAGCCGAUACGGAGGCGGAGCCUGUUCCCUUGGAGACUCGGUCUCAGUCGGAAGAGGAAGUCGUAGUGGUCACUAAGGGAUGUGACACAGAUGAUGUAGUACCGUCAUCCCACCACAAGAUGUCAGUGUUGGACACUGCAGUGACCGACAACAAGGAAGAGAAAAGUGCUGUGUCAGAAAGCGAUAUGGAGACGACCGCUGAAAAACCUCCAGAGCUAGAGGGGAGCGAGGAGACGACCCAGGCUGAAAACGGUUCCUCGAUUCUGGGUACCGAGGCACAGAGUGGAGCCUGUCCCCUGGAGCUUGGUCUGACCCAUCCGUCUGCCUCAGCCAAGGAGCAAAACCUUCAGAAGGCCCUGCGACUACAAGAGGUGGAGACGGUGUCGGGUCACCAGGUGCCCCAAUCACUUAUUGAUAAAGUACCUGAUGAUGAUGGUGAAUUCCAGAUACUCGACGAAGCUGUGGACGAUGACACACCUAGAGACGGAGAAGAGGGCAGUCAAGAACAGUCCGGAUCUCUAUCUCUGGGUGACCAGGCGCCUGCAGCCUCCAAAUCUACAGGUUCCCAGGUGCCUCAAGCUACACUAGAGGAACACGAAGAGAUCUCCAACGACGAAGAUUCUGCUUUCCAGAUCCUCGACUCUCUAGAAGACACUGAAGACAACAUGGCCGACUCCUCUCUCGCAGGCCAAGGGGGCCGAAGAGAUUCUCUACCUGGAGAGAUGGAGGGGUUCCAGAUACUAGAUUCAGUCGACGAUCAGACGGAAACGACCCAAGUUCUGGACAACCAUACGACUGACUCGAAAUGUCAGGGGGGCUCCAAGCCUCUCAAGGGGGGUAAGAAGACACCCCAAAAGAAGGGGAAAAAGGAGAUUAAGAAGGGAUCCAAAACUCAAGAGGAGACCAAGACCCCAACAGGAGAGUCCGAGGGGGGUACACCGAAAAAGAGUAACCUUGUCACCUUGGAUGAGGUGAGCGAGGAGGAGGAGGAUUACCCAGAUGACGCCGCCGAAGAGGAAGAACUUAUUAAGAAACAAAAACUGGUGAAGGAGAAGCAGCAAGAGAAGGACAGAGGGAAGGAGAGAGAGAAAGGGCGGAGGAGGAGUAGAGAGAAGGAACGGACAAGGGAGGAGGAGAGAGAGGAGAGGGUCGGAGUGGAUACUGAGGGCUUGGUGACUUUGGAUGAGAUCGGAGAGGAUGAAGGAGCGGAGGGGCCUUGCCUGGAGCCACACCCCUUCAGCCAGGAGGACGAAUCAGGAGACACCUUCAACCCAGAGACUCUGGUAACCCUGGAUGAGGCUGGAGGUGAUGGGGAGGAUGAUGAGGAGGAAGAGCAGAACAAGAGUCCUGAACCAGCGCAGAACCAGCAAGCUGACCACACAGCUGAUGCUACAGGGUCUCCUGGUGCAGAGGACGACGGCAGGGGCAUGGAGGAAAUCAGGAGAAUGAACUUUGUGACUGUGGAUGAAGUGGGAGAGGAGGAGGAGGAGGCUGUUACCACAAGGAGAGGAGCCAGGGGGAGGAAGAGGGCCCGACAGACCUCUGCCAGGAAAUCGGUGAAGGUGAAGAAGGUGAGCGUUAAAGACAAGGAAGAGGAGGAGCCUCGGGCAGAUACGACUCCUCCCACUGACACAGCUUCCGUUGACGCUGCCUCCUCAUUGCUCCAAGUCGCUGUGACCUCAGAGGUGGACGCCCAAUCAGCUGCCUCGGUCCCAGACCUCCAGGAGAAAGAGAGGAAGGCUGACACCCCUGCAGACCAACCCAGCCUGGAGGCCUCCUCAGCGGGGCAGGAGAGGCACACGGACCCCCCUGAGAACCAGAGUCUGGAGGGGAAACAGGAGACAACAGAUAUCAGUGUUGGAAAGGCUUGGACUGACUCCACAACACCACAAGAAGACAGUGAACAGAGAAGAGAGGAGGAAGAGGAGCCUGAGUUAAAACGUUGUCGUUCUGAGUCUCCUCUGAUCACAGACUUCAAACUGCCUCCCUUCAGCCCUCACAACCCUAUAGGCCAGGACUUUGUGGUUCCUAAGACAGGGUUCUUCUGUAAGUUGUGUUCUCUGUUCUACGGGAGCGAACACACAGCCAUGAAGACCCACUGCAGCAGUCUGCAACACUAUCAGAACAUGCAGAAAUAUUACCUGAAGCGUCAGAAGCAACAAGCAGGAAGUUCUAGCCUCGGCUCCGUCUCCAAAUGACCCCCUUGACCCUGGAUGUGUCCCAAAUGUAACCCUAUUCCCUACAUAGUGCACUACUUUAAGACCAGAGCCCCGUAGUGCCAUUUGACCCCCAACUCAAUCAAUCUAUAUUUUCUAAUUUGUGUGUCUGAAACAACUGUAAGUCUGGUCAUAAUACUACACCCUAUAACUAUAUGGACUGGGGGGGACUGAUCUAUAACAAUAUGGA
Molecule: messenger RNA, 8383 nt
Organism: Oncorhynchus masou masou (cherry salmon)
Lineage: Eukaryota; Metazoa; Chordata; Actinopteri; Salmoniformes; Salmonidae
Gene: znf638
Product: zinc finger protein 638
Cellular component (GO): nucleus
Molecular function (GO): zinc ion binding; nucleic acid binding
Source: RefSeq, a predicted model, not a curated record